AUGAAUUGUAGGGACAGAAAAGAGAGGCUAGUUGAGCAGAAACUAAUUCAACUUAGAAGCUCUGAUACCAUGCAAAGAAUAGGUAAGAAAAUGAGUGAUAGUGUGAGUAAUCCUCCAAAAUUUCACUUUGUUUUAGUUCAUGGAUCGUGUCAUGGAGGGUGGUGCUGGUUCAAGAUCCGUUGUCUUAUGGAAACAUCAGGAUACAAAGUCACUUGCGUUGACCUUAAAAGCGCCGGUAUCGAUCCAUCUGACCCUAACACACUCUUCACUUUUGCAGAAUAUAAUAAGCCACUUAUUGAGUUCUUGUUUAAUUUGCCUGAGGAUGAAAAGGUGAUAUUGGUGGGUCACAGUGCAGGAGGUCUGAGCUUGACGGAUGCCUUACACAAGUUUGGUAGUAAGAAGAUUCAAAUGGCCAUUUAUGUUGCAGCCAACAUGUUGAAGUACGGUUUUAAUACAGAUGAAGAUGUCAAGGAAGCAGUCCCAGAUUUAUCAGAAUUCGCAGAUGUAAAUGAACAAACGUUUGGGUUGGGACCUGAUAAGCCUCCAACAAGCAUGAUAGUGAAAAAGGAAUUUCAGCGAAAAAUCCUCUAUAAUAUGAGCCCUAUGGAGGACUCUACUUUGGCCUCCAUGCUCCUAAAGCCAGCACCUGCAAUGGCCUUAGGAGAUGCUAAAUUCGAAGAACAAGGAUCAGACGCUGAUAAGGUGAGACGUGUAUAUAUUAAGACCUUGAAUGAUAGAGUAAUCAAACAAGAACAGCAAGAUGCUAUGAUUAGAAGCUGGCUUCCGUCGGAGAUAUUUGAUAUUGAGAGUGAUCACAGCCCUUUUUUCUCCGCUCCCUCUAUUCUUUUUGGCUCUAUAAUUAAAGCUGCAAUAACUUUAGUUGAGUAA
Pistacia vera is the source of this 888-nucleotide messenger RNA. RefSeq names its product methylesterase 17-like. The coding region runs from base 1 to 888 and encodes 295 amino acids. Gene Ontology annotation, molecular function: methyl jasmonate esterase activity; methyl indole-3-acetate esterase activity; methyl salicylate esterase activity. The record is from RefSeq and is a predicted model, not a curated record. The transcript has 5 exons. Gene Ontology annotation, biological process: salicylic acid metabolic process; jasmonic acid metabolic process. NCBI's taxonomy places the organism in Eukaryota, Viridiplantae, Streptophyta, Magnoliopsida, Sapindales, Anacardiaceae.